GGGGCCAGAGCCUCCAGUGAGCUAAAGAGGAAGAAAGACUUUGAUGAAGUGUCCUGUUCACAGCGGCUGCUGCCUUGGAUGGAGAGCUGGUUUCCACAGUGUGGGGCUGGGGUGGGAUGCCUGCAUCCUCCCAGCUGCCUCCCAGCUUGGUGGUUCCUCCGUUUGCUGCUGGUGCCCUGGACCCUGAAGCUAGCAGGAGGGAUAUCAGUGACCCACACCGGCCUCCCUAUCAUGGUCUCUCUGGCCAACACGGCUGUCUCCUUUAGCUGCAGAAUCAACUACCAGGACACCCCACAAUUGGAGGGCUUCACCUUUAGCUUCUUUCAUGAGGAUCUCCAUGGCAAGAAAAGUUUGGAGAAGCCAAUUCACUGCAAACACAGUCCUGGCGCAGAGAACCAGACCCUGGAUUGUGAGGUUAAACUCAACCUGCCAAAUACAUCGGCCACAGGCACUUACUACUGCUUAGUCAGAGGGCACAUCUCGGUGCAGGGCAGUGGAACCUUCAUUCUGGUCAGAGACACAGCAUACCAGCCACCUUCGUUCAAGCGCCAGGAGGCCCUGCUGUUCAGUUUUACCGGCCUGCUGGGUGCCCUGAGUGUGCUGGGCACAGUUCUACUGCUUUGGAAGAAGAAACAGAUGUCAGUCCUGGGCAAGCACAUUACCAGGACAUGCCCCGGUCCCAAAUCCACUGGUGGAACCACAAAGCCUCCAGCAGAAUCCAUCUACACGGGUCUACAGCGCCGAGAGACAGAAGUCUAUGCCUGCCUUGAAGGAGAGACUGGCAGCCCUGUCUCCAGCCAAAGUCCUCCCUCCAAGGAGAAACAGAAUAGAUUUGAGGAAGACAAUGAAUUUAACCUCGUCUAUGAAAAUCUCUAGGAGACGUUCCACAAACCCUGAGCCUUCUCUUGGAUUAGGGACCCCGAGCCGCUUCUCUUGUCCGAGGACACAAUCUGGGCCAGGAGCAGGGCCCGUAGACCAUGCCAUCACCUGCACAGUCUGGCCUCUCCCUGCCGUGGCCUGACCCACUCUCCCAUCCUUCCUGCCAGCCUGUUGUUCACAUCUCUGGGCUUUCGCCCAGCCUUCUCCACCAUCUAGAGAGCCAUUCUUCCCCUGGUCCCCCCGGGCUCUUUUGACUACCACCUCUUUCCCUCUUCAUCCUUUACUGCCAUCCCCUACAGAGCUGUGCACAUGGCUCUCUUAACACGGGUCUCCCAUCUGGGCCCAUAGAGUGGGCAGCGAAGAACUGCACAAAAGCUGGCUGGGUCCAGGGCCGGAUAUGGAGGCUUAGGAUAUGGCAAGUGGUGGUGAACCAGGGCCCGGAGCAGGGAGGUUCCAUAUGUACUGGGGAGAAAGGGAAGUCUGGUUUGCUUAGGGUCAGUGUGGAGGACUGAUUAUACAGGAGCUCCUUUCCCCAAACAAGAACCCCUAGCUGAUUUCCCACCAGCCUGUGUGGGCACUCACCUCACUGUGCCUACAGCCCUUGGCUCUCCAGGCCUCUUCCUUACUCUACCCUAAAACCCAGCUCCCCCAAAUCCCUUCCUUGUGGCCUCUUCUGACCCCACUACCAGCAGCCCCAUCCUAUUUUCCUCUUUAAUUAUUUGCUUUUGGUCCAUCCUGCCCCAAUUUCAGAUGGAGACCAGCCUAGCUGUCUCAAUGCUACCUCUGUGUGGGUGGGUGGGUCUCUGUGCUGAAGUUCAAGCCAGGAUGGACAAAAGUGACCUUCAGCCUUUCUGCCCCUCCCCAACCAGAAACUCAUUCAAGGAACCCCUCAUUUCAUCCUCCAAGCAGCUCUGCAAUAGGGGAACCAUCUCCUUGGAAGACAGGAACUGAAGGUCUCUGUGUCCCGGGCUGCAGGGAUCCUUUCUCACCCUUCUUCCCUCCUUUGCCUUUCCCAGACUCAGUUUAUCUAUGAAACAGACAAGCCAAUCCACUUCCCCUGCUUUCCAGGCUACUUCAAAAGUGCCUGGAAUGUUCUCAUUCCAAAGCCUGUGUGCACCCAGGGAACGCGGAGGUGUCAGUGUUCAGGCACCUAGCCUGGACCCAGCAGUACGGAACCAUUUCCCCUCAGGCAGCACCUUCUGUUCUGCAAGUGAGACCCUCCUUGAAGGAAGAGAAAGGCUAGAGCGGAAGACACAGGCUGAUCUCUGGAAGCCCACUGUGCCCCUGGAUAGUGGCACCAGGCUUUUCUGGGCCCAGUGGCCAGCAACCUACAAGCCUGGUUCUAUCGAGUCCCUACUCUGUGAACAUCCAACAAACAAAGCUCUUCAUGGACUGGGCUAAGUGAAGGCCUGUGCUCCUGAGGCUGGCUUAAUGAGUUCCUGGUCUGUGAAGGAGGGAAAGUGUGUGGCACAGAGCUGUCCCCAGGCUCCUGACUCCAGCAGCCUGAGAGGAAGGUCAGUGCUGGGGUGGGAACUGCAGUCAGCAAACACCUGGCUGCUACUUCCCCCGCUUCCUCAGCUCUGUGGCCAGUCUCUGGACUCUCUGACUGGGACUCAGGUUUCCCCUGCCCUGUCUAGGAAAGUGAGGAAGCCUGGUAUGAAUUCACAUGGUGCCCUGGCUCAGAACCCAGCACCCAGGCCUCCCAGAAGUCCCUAAUGUCCCCACCCCCCUCUUCCCUAUAAAGAAGCUGAGGGGACCUGGCAAAACCUACUUUGUUUUUGUCCCUUGCCUGUGAAAAGCCUUCUGUGGCUUCUACUUCGCUUACAAUAAAGUCUCGGCUCCUUACUGUGGCCUAGGAA
Molecule: messenger RNA, 2738 nt
Organism: Arvicola amphibius (Eurasian water vole)
Lineage: Eukaryota; Metazoa; Chordata; Mammalia; Rodentia; Cricetidae
Gene: Nfam1
Product: NFAT activating protein with ITAM motif 1
Exons: 6
Coding region: 79-876 (265 amino acids)
Biological process (GO): positive regulation of B cell receptor signaling pathway; positive regulation of cytokine production; regulation of B cell differentiation
Cellular component (GO): membrane raft
Molecular function (GO): transmembrane signaling receptor activity
Source: RefSeq, a predicted model, not a curated record